This is a messenger RNA of Sinocyclocheilus rhinocerous, 1585 nucleotides long. RefSeq names its product chromobox protein homolog 1-like. Bases 278 to 898 code for a protein of 206 amino acids. Gene Ontology annotation, cellular component: nucleus. The transcript has 6 exons. NCBI's taxonomy places the organism in Eukaryota, Metazoa, Chordata, Actinopteri, Cypriniformes, Cyprinidae. The record is from RefSeq and is a predicted model, not a curated record.
ACAGGCACGUUGGGUCGGAAUUGGCGGGUUGAGCGGAGCGAUCGUGUAGCUAGCUAGCGUUACCUUUUGUCUGGCCAUCCAAAGGACCUCGGUAAAACAAUAGCAAACUCUUUCUCCAGUCGACAGAUUUCAAACGUUUGUCGACAUUUAAAGCCGGUCUAGCUGCACUGAGCCACCUAAUUCGGUGUUAUUUCGCCCUUAAUUCGGUAAUUCACAGCACGGUUGACGCUGACAAGGAACCGGAAGGUUCCACAGAGCCUCCGCCCCAUCGACGAGCAUGAGUGAACCUGCAGACACAGCUAGUGAUGCUCCCAGCGUCACCGCAGACAGCAAGCUGGCGGCCACAGCUGGAAAGAAGCAGAACAAGAAGAAGGUGGAGGAGGUGGUGGUAGAAGAGGAAGAGGAAGAAUAUGUGGUGGAGAAGGUUCUGGACAGACGGGUGGUGAAGGGCAGAGUGGAGUUCCUUCUUAAGUGGAAGGGCUUCUCGGAAGAAGACAACACAUGGGAACCACAGGACAACCUGGACUGUCCUGAUCUCAUUGCACAAUACCUGCAAAAACAUAAGUUAAAUGAAAAGAAAGAUUCUAUUGGAAAGAGGAAAGGAGAAUCUGACACAGAUGGUGGGGAAGACAGCCGGCCCAAAAAGAGGAAAGAUGAGCAAGACAAGCCGAGGGGCUUUGCACGGGGAUUAGAGCCAGAGCGCAUCAUUGGAGCCACAGAUUCCAGCGGCGAGCUCAUGUUUCUAAUGAAAUGGAAAAACUCUGACGAGGCAGAUCUUGUUCCAGCCAAAGAGGCCAAUGUGAAGUGCCCGCAGGUGGUCAUCUCAUUCUAUGAAGAGCGACUAACAUGGCACUCUUACCCUUCUGAGGAAGAAGAGAAGAAGGAUGAUAAGAACUAGGCCUGUGAGGGAGAACGAGAGAGAUGGCAAGUCAGGGGCUGUGUUAGACUAGUUUGGGAUGGGGUGGGGGGUAUUUAGGAUAUGGGCAGGUCAAAGAUGGGGAAUCAGACACCCAAAAACUCUUUUACUCUCAAUGCCAUAAAACUUGGACUCCAAAUAUAUUCAGAGCAAGAUAUGCAGACGUGGAGUCAUCUUUAGUGGGCAAAAGCGAAUGUUAGUCAGAAUACUGACCACCGUAAGAAACACAGGAUUACUGUAUUUCCUCUUUGCUUCUCUUUCUGUUGGAUUAUGGGAAAUGGGGUAUAUAUAUGCUGCAGUAGUCAUUCCCAGCUAAUAAAAAGGUGGCCAACGUUUGAUGAGGUAUAUACUAAAUGCAAUGGAUCCUGUCUGCACAUCCUCGUACCUUCUAUAUUUUUCUGAUAAGAGAUUUGAAAGUCAUUUCAGUCUAAAUCGGAACGUGUCACUGUGUAAUGUGCUGCCCUAAGUUAAAACACAGUAAGUACACUUAAAACUGUAAAGAAAAACAAAUGUACAUUUUUGAGUGCAUUGGUUAAUUUGAUAUCUGAGCAUAGUUUGUUCAAAUCUCAGUUUUGAGUGUGUGUAGUUACGGUGUUUUGUCUUUGUUAGGUGGUAUGACCUAAUUUCUUAAGCCUUCUUUUUCUUUUCCAUCUCAUUUGUCCAGACGUC